UUCCUGCUCCAGUUGCAUUAAAAGAGUUAGAGCCUAACGGACAUUGGACUUUCCAUCAACACCAACAAACAGCCAUGGGCUUCCCUCCUUUAUUCUCUUUCGAAACAUGGAUUCUUCUCAUCUCAUUUGUCUUCAUACUUGUUUUGUAUGGCUACUGGACAUUUGGAGUUUUUGAGAAGUUGGGAAUUAAGGGACCCAAACCAGUGAUUUACUGGGGGACAGUUGGCAAGUAUGACCCGGUGUACUUCUUGGAUGACAUCGAAUGUGCUAAAAAGUAUGGAAAAGUAUGGGGCUCUUAUGAGCUCAGGACACCCAUUCUGGUUGUGAUGGAUCAAGAAAUGCUGAAAACCAUCCUGGUCAAAGAAUGUUUCACAUUCUUUACCAACCGAAGGAACUUCCGUCUGAAUGGGGAUCUUUAUGACGCAGUGAAUGUUGCAGAAGAUGAUGAGUGGAGGAGAAUUCGGAACCAUGUCACUCCUUCCUUCGCCUCUGGACGUAUAAAAGAGAUGUUCAACAUAAUGCAACAUCAUUCCAACAAACUGAUCCUGAGCUUGCAAUCUAAGGUGGACAAUGAUGAAGUUAUUACCAUUAAGGACAUAUUUGGACCCUACAGCAUGGAUGUGAUGACAAGCUGUGUAUUCAGUGUGGACCUGGACUCGAUCAAUGACCCUUCAAACCCCUUCAUUACCCAUGCCACAAAGCUUUUCAGAUUUUCUGUGCCUCUGUUCUUGUUUCAAGGGUGUUUUCCAGUCUUUAUUCCUCUUUUGAAUUUCCUUGGAGUUUCUUUAUUCCCCAAGUCCUCUACUACUUUCUUUAGAGCUGUUGUGGAGAAAAUCAGGGCAGAACGGAGUGAGAGCUCAAGAAAGAGUAUGACAGACGUUCUCCAGUACUUCCUGAACUAUCAAACAAACAAAGUCAGUAAAGAAAGAGAGACUUGGGGUCUCAACGACCAUGAGAUCCUUUCUCAACUCACAAUGCUGCUAUUUGCUGGUUAUGAAACCAGUGCCACCACUCUUGUUUUCUUAGCAUACACUUUGGCAAGGAACCCUGAAGUCAUGAAACAACUGCAACAGGAGAUAGACUUAACUUUUCCAAAUAAGGGUCUGGUCCAGUAUGACGGUCUGAUGCAGAUGGAGUACCUCAGCAGCGUAGUGGAUGAGUGUUUAAGGCUCUACCCCCCUGCUGCACGUAUAGAGCGAAUGACUAAGGAAACUGUCAGGAUCCAAGGAAUCACAAUACCAAAGAACAUGAUUGUUCAGGUUCCAGUCUAUGCCCUGCACCGCGACCCAGACCUGUGGCCUGAUCCAGAAGAGUUUAAACCUGACAGAUUUAGUAAGGAGAACAAACAUAAUAUCAACCCAUAUGCUUAUCUGCCAUUUGGAAUGGGACCAAGGAACUGUUUGGGGAAGAGAUUUGCUCUGGUGAUGAUUAAACUGGCCUUGGUUAAGGUACUGCAGACCUAUAGCUUUCUGGUCUGUGAGGAGACUGAGAUCCCUCUGAAGAUGCACCCUGAGGGCCUUGUGGGACCUCUGAAACCAAUCAAACUAAAGCUCAAGAAACGCACUGUUGUCUCACCAGAUGUGGAGAACUAAAGACAACAGCCUGUCUAAUUUUACAUCACUCAAGGCUGAGAAUAUUAGUGAAUAUUGUUGUAGUGUGACUCGACAAUUGACUUUGACAUUAAUUCGGAAUACAAUAUGAAUGGACAUGUUGAGUGAAGUGGGAGGAAAUCUGAGAAAGUGUUUAGAUUAUGAAGCAAAGUUGACAGAUGUGUGUGUACACAGUCUUGCUAAUACUUCUAUUAGUGAUAGCAAUGGUUUUCUUACGCCACUGUUCUACAGUCCAGUUCGGAAAUAUAAGCUGCUGGCAAAAGGGGCAUAACAAUGUUUGCGUCUGAUGAUCACGCCUGGUGCCAAACUUCUGUUCAAGCUUAAAAAGGACUAAGUAAACACUAUUAAGACAUUCACUUGGCAAAUAUUAUUUUAUUUGAAAAGUAAUGCUUUCCUAUUCAUAGUCCGUGAUUAGUCCCCUAUAUACCAACGACCACUUUGGCAUGAUUUUUGUUUACUCAAAUUCUUUUAAAAUGUAAACCAAAUAUUUUUGGUGGUUUUGUUAAAAGUGCUAAAAAGGCUAUACUGUAAAACACAUAGCAAAAUUUGUAUGUUACUGCAAAUAAUGUAUUUGAUAUUGCUAAAAAUUGGACUUCUCAAGACUAAGGUGGUAUGGAGACUGAUGGCCAGUCCUGAAGGCCGGCAGAACACACCUGUAGGAUACAACUUUUUAAUCUCCGAUCCCAUUUUCUUCCCAUGUCACACUGACUGCAUAUAGAGGAAACAACUAGGCAGGGUGGGCAGAUCUGUGCAGAUUUAUUUUAUUUUCCUGGAGAUUGACAAUGCGCUUUCUGUCCCUCGUUUUUGCACCAGUCUGUACUGCUUGCUGUGUAUGCUCUGUGCGACUCCAGAAGUGAAUUUUUCCACAUGUGAUUAACAGAUUUUAUUAUGUAUUUCCCCCCAAAGUGGAUGUGUUUUACUUUGUAAAACGCAUCUCUCUUCAUGUCAGACCCAUGAAAUAGCCGCUGAAUUUCUGCGUAGUCUGACUAAAAUAGACCUGGGGAGAAAACAAAAAAAGAAAAACAUGGACACUGAGGAUUAGAGCUAAACCAGAGUGGAGCUAAGUUUAUUUUACGUUUCUUUUUUUUUUAACAUGUACUAGAAAACUUAUUUCAUCUUGGCAAGCGACUUUGUUUUUUAUUUGUUUUUCUUUACUAGUUGAAAACUUAUUUUAUCUAUGAAGGAUUUUGAUCACUUUGCUGUGAGUGACAUGCACUAUAGAUAACUAAUUGAUCAUCAUUCAACAUUUAUUGCCAGCAGAAAUUUAAAAGCUACAAGUUAAACCCUUAACACUAGCUAGUUGUCACUAAUAUCAAGCACUGCUUUACUAAAGGGAGAAAUGUAUUCAAAUAAUAGAAUGAAUCAACUGAAUAUUUCUACAUUUUCAAUGUUUAUGAUGCCAUCAUGAAGUAACUAUUAUGAUUUGAAAGGCAGAUAAUUAUACAUUCUAAAAGAUUUGGGACAAAAAUUCACAAAAAAAUAUU
Molecule: messenger RNA, 3094 nt
Organism: Cyprinodon tularosa
Lineage: Eukaryota; Metazoa; Chordata; Actinopteri; Cyprinodontiformes; Cyprinodontidae
Product: cytochrome P450 3A30-like
Exons: 14
Coding region: 75-1592 (505 amino acids)
Molecular function (GO): oxidoreductase activity, acting on paired donors, with incorporation or reduction of molecular oxygen; heme binding; iron ion binding
Source: RefSeq, a predicted model, not a curated record